AGGCCAGCGGGCUUCUUCCUGCACCUGGGAUGGUGCCAUGUGACAGGGCGGCUGCGGAGCCGUGACCCCAGCGCUCCAUCGUCUCAAAUUCAAGCCCUUUUGCUCAGCACCGAUCUGAACCGAUCAAGACCAACCCCAGCUCCCCACAUGACUCACCUACCAGAGCCCUACAUCAAGUCAGUUUAAACUGAAAAUGAGUGCAGUAGGGGAAAGCCCCCUGGACCCUGCCACGCCAGAGUCACGCAAGAGGAAGGUCUCGCCAUGCGACACAUCGGGGCAAAGUCUGGAGAAGCGGAGACGGGAGCUGGAGUGCCGUUACAUCGAGGAGCUGGCUGAGCUGCUGUCGUCCAACAUGGGCAACAUUGCCAGCCUCAGCGUGAAGCCCGACAAGUGCCACAUCCUCAAGAGCACCGUGGACCAAAUCCAGCAGAUCAAACGGCGUGAGCAGGAAAAAGCAGCUCUCCUUUCUCCAGAUGACGAUGUGCAGAAGAGCGACAUCUCUUCUAGUAGUCAGGGGCUGGUGGAGAAAGAGGCGCUGGGGCCCAUGCUGCUAGAGGCCCUAGAUGGGUUCUUCUUUGUGGUCAACCGUGAGGGCCGCAUCGUUUUUGUCUCCGAGAACGUUAUGGGUUAUCUCGGAUACACCCAGGAAGAGCUGAUGACCUCAAGUGUCUACAGCAUCCUCCAUGUGGGAGACCACAAUGAAUUUGUUCGCAAUCUGCUGCCGAAAAGCCUCGUAAACGGCGUCCCAUGGCCACAGGAGCCUGGUUGCAGGAACAGCCACACCUUUAACUGUCGCAUGUUGAAGAGGCCGCCGGACGAGGUGGACUCGGAGAACAUGGAGGCCCGGCAGCAGUAUGAGAUCAUGCAGUGUUUCACCGUGUCCCAGCCGCGGGCCCUGCAGGAGGAGGGGGACGACCUGCAGAGCUGCUUGAUCUGCAUCGCCUGUCGGAUGCCUCGCGCUCAGCCUGUCAGCACAGAGUCCUUUAUUACGAAGCAGGACCCCACAGGGAAGAUCAUCUCCAUAGAAACGAGCGCUUUGCGAGCCGGCCCGGCAGGCCGGCCCGGCUGGGAGGACUUGGUCAGGAAGUGCAUCUACGCGUUCAUUCAGCCGCAGGGCAAAGAGCCCUCCCACGCCAAGAAGCUGCUGCAAGACGUGAUGACUCAUGGCACCGCUGUCAGCCCGCUGUACCAUUUCACGCUAAGUGACGGCACGACGCUCAGCGCUCAGACCCGCUGCAAGUUCUGCUGCCCCCCCAACCCUGACGUUCAGCCCUUCAUUAUGGGCAUUCACACUAUUGACAGGGAACACAACACUGCUAGCUCUCAGGAAAACACUAACCCCAGCCUUCCACCGACCCCCAACAGUAUUGCUCAGACUCCCUCCCGAUCCCCUUCGCUCCCUCCAGGCAGCAACUCGAAUCAAGGCGCCGUACCGCUCGCAACCUCAAGCCUUCAUACCAACAACAGCAACGCCCCCUCCCUCGGACACAGUCCAGCCACACCCACAGGCUACCUGACCACCUGUCGGACAAACGGUUCCCCCCAGGUGAACAGUCUCUCUCCUCUCAGCAGUCCACACACAGCCACCUCUACCUCUUUUAUGUCACCCAGGAUGCCACGGACUAGUCCUGGGUUAGGGGGGAGCCCUCGGGUGCCGGGGAACCCCUUCUCUCCCUCUACGCCGGGUCUCCAAUCCCCAGUGGGGACUUUGAGUAGUGGGGGAUGCCUCACUAGGCGCCACUCCGGUGGUGAUAGUUAUACUGGUGCAAAUGGUGGAUCAUCAGGGUCUUUCCAUGGACUUCAGAGACAAGCCAGUGCACCCACCGGCUCCUCAACCCGGCCACCAUCAACAAAACCCUCAGAGGCAGAAGAUGGGGGGGAGGACUCUGCUAAAUUCCCCCUUCCUUCUGCCUCACAUCUGGGUAACACCAGACAUAACCAGCUCCUGGACAGCAGUGGGACAGGAGUUGAAUCACUCAACAGCAUCCACUGCACCUCAUCACCUCAUCCUCUGAACCCCUCCCCUGUUCCUCAGUGCCCCGCCUCUCACAGCAGCCUGACGGAACGACACAAGAUCCUGCACAAGCUGCUGUUGGACAGCAGUCCAAACGACGCCUCCACCGCCGCUGAGGAAGGAUUAAACAAAAACGACGUUGAGAUCAAGAAGGAGCCGCCUGCCAGUCCGGCUCUGAGCACAGCGCCUCACAAGCCCGGCUCCAGAGAACCGCAGGACCACCAGCUGCUCCGGUUUCUUCUAGACACGGACGAAAAGGAUUUGGGGGAUCUUCCGCCUCCAUCGGCUCUGAGCCUUCAGACGGUUCGAGUGAAGGUGGAGAAGAGAACCAGUGGCGAUGGACUGGCCUGUUCCGGUUCAACCGUUGCAGCUGGAGGAGCGGGCAAACCAGCAGGCGUCUCCUGCAGCCCGGCUUGCAUCAGCCCCAAAUCGAGUCCCGAUCAACACAUCGGAGAGAACCGCCGAGACAGCAGAGACUCCACGAUAUCAGUUGGACCUGUUGAUAAGGACCCUCUCAACCAGCUUCUGCCGGGCCUCAGAGGGUCGCUCGGGGCCAGUCAGGGCAGCAAGGAUUCAGUAAACCCCGGAGGAGGACUUCAGUCUCCAACCUCCCAGCCUCCAGCUCAGCUCCAGUCCCCCGUGUCUCAGCUGCAGUCCCCACUGUCCCAGCCUCAGUCUGUUCCCCAACUCCAGUCCCCGUCGCCUCAGUUCCACCCCACCUCCCCCCUCAAACUACAGUCACCGAAUCACCUCCAGCCAGGCGAGGCCUGCACUCCUUGCAGUGUAAAUGUGAAGAGGGAGCCUCCUGGGACCCCUAACAGAGGGCUGGGUGAAAACGGCCCGCCCUCCGGCUGCAGCCUUCAGACGCAGUCAUCGUUCGAGUUCUGCAAUCCUGCCACUCCAAGCCAACCGCAGGGCCAGGGAGACUCUUUCCAGACCUCCAAAGACAGCAGCCCUUUUCCUGAGGCUGAAGUUACCAACCUUUUUGGUUCAAGCACUGGGCUAACCAAGAUGGAUGUGGGAGACUCCCAGUUCGAGCCUUUGACUCUGUCGGACACCUUGUCCUUCGAUGGACUUGGACCUCCUUUACAGACCUCCUUAGCAUCACCACAAGAGCAGUGUGUGCCCUGUACACUGGAUGAAGAGCUCGUCCCCCCGACCACACCUGAAGGCCGAAACGAUGAGAAGGCUCUGAUAGAGCAGCUCGUCUCCUUCCUCAGCGGGACCGACGAGAGCGAACUGAUCAAACUGGACAAGGCCCUGGGCAUCGACAAACUGGUACAGGGUGGCUGCUUCGACCCAUUCCCUCAAAGUUUCCUACCCCAGCAGCCUACUGCCACACCGGUUCCCAUGGACCCCAAACCCUCCACCUUUACCCCCCAGUUCACGCCAGCCUCACAAGCUACAUUUCCUCCAGAGCUGGCCACAGUGGGGCAACAGGGUCUGGGGUUAGGAGCCCCCCGUGGGGCGUUCCCGGUCGGUGCAGGGGCUGUCGGGUUGCGCCUGGGUAUGACCAGACCGCAGGGAGUGGGCACCCAGGUCAGGGUGCCACCCAACCAGCUGCGCCUGCAGCUGCAGCAGAGACUGCAGGGCCCGCAGCAGCUCCAGAACCGGCUGGCGGCCAUGAAUCUAUUUCCAGGAGGAGCCCAACAAGUCAACAAUGGGAUCCGUCCGGAGGUUCAGCAAGCGCAGAUGACCUCACAACAGCCUCCUCUCAACGCCCAGAUGCUGGCCCAGCGGCAAAGGGAACUUUACAGCAUCCAGCACCGUCAGCGCCAGCUUUUCCAGCAGAAGGUCAUGCUCAUGAGACAGAACAUGGCAGGCGCGCCGACCGGGGCCGUGGGACCCAUUGGAACUGCCAGGGUCCCGAAGGUCCCACCCACCAAGUCUCAACAGCAGUUCACCUUCCCGUCUGGGUACAACCCGUUGACGGGAAACACCCCUACCUCACCGAGCCACUUCAGCCCCAUGUCGGGGGGCCCUCCGGACAGCAAGCUGUCCGUCAGAAUUCCUCUGAACAACCAGACGCUGAUGGGCGGCCUGCAGUUCGACAGCAACGUAAACUCCUCGUUACAGCAGGGCCUCUUUCAGCAGUUCGGAGAGUCUGCUGUGGUCCAACAGGACCCUCCGUUUCCUCCUGAGAUGAGCCCCACCAGCCCAUUGUUAUCACCUCAAAACUCCACUCCCCAGAGUCCUUUGCUUCAGCAGGCCCCGCCUCCUGGCUACCAGUCACCAGACAUGAAGAGCUGGCAACAAACAGGCAUGGGCAGCCUGUUCAGUCAGUCGGGGCAGGGAGCAGCUCUGCCGUUCCCCCAGCAGGGGGUGUACAACAACAUGAGCAUCACCGUCUCCAUGGGUGGAGGCUCGGACGGCGUCGGCUCAUUACCUCCCAUGGGACAGGCGGUCGGCCUGAGCACCAGUAACCUCAGCAACGCCAGCUCCGUGUGCAGCGACCAGCAGGUGCAGCAGGUUCAGGUGUUCGCAGACGUCCAGUGCACGGUGAACCUCGUUGGCAGCGACUCCUACCUGAACCAGGGCUCCAUCGGAGCCACGGCCCCACAGAAGGGCCCCGGACCGCAGGGCUCCCAUAACACGCAGGCCCAGCAGAAGAGCCUCCUCCAGCAGCUCCUCACUGAGUGACCCCCCCCACCCUCAGCCCGUCAGCUCUCCUGCUCCCGCUCACUUCAACGCUUCCUCCUCGGAGGUCGGCGCACCAGACCCAUUGCUGUCUCUGUCUCACCUUUUUGGACGGACGGAUGUUUGGAUGGCCACGGAGUAA
Molecule: messenger RNA, 4793 nt
Organism: Nematolebias whitei (Rio pearlfish)
Lineage: Eukaryota; Metazoa; Chordata; Actinopteri; Cyprinodontiformes; Rivulidae
Gene: ncoa1
Product: nuclear receptor coactivator 1
Exons: 21
Coding region: 194-4654 (1486 amino acids)
Biological process (GO): positive regulation of transcription by RNA polymerase II; cellular response to hormone stimulus
Cellular component (GO): nucleus
Molecular function (GO): protein dimerization activity; nuclear receptor binding
Source: RefSeq, a predicted model, not a curated record